Pseudoliparis swirei is the source of this 3038-nucleotide messenger RNA. RefSeq lists its product as uncharacterized. The coding region runs from base 50 to 2323 and encodes 757 amino acids. The record is from RefSeq and is a predicted model, not a curated record. The transcript is spliced from 12 exons. NCBI's taxonomy places the organism in Eukaryota, Metazoa, Chordata, Actinopteri, Perciformes, Liparidae.
AGACGGACCCGGAGCAGCUGUGCACAGAUGGUGUUUCUACGUCUGCAACAUGCAGCCGGUUGAAGCCCAAACGGGCAUUCCUACAAAAAGCCUGCUGUUCAAUUCUUUGAAGGUGUAUCUGAACAACAAGAACAGACUGCAACCCAUUAUUGGCCUGGGCAGCAUUAUAGAAUGCGUGAAGGCGGGUACACAAAACAGAGAAAUGUUUUACCUGUGUGAAGUGUGUGUGUGUCGACUUGGUAAAGCCGACAUGCGGAACCACAUCAUGGGAAGCCUCCACAGAUACAACUACAUUAAAGCCUGGCACCCCCACUUAGUGUGUGAAUGGCAGGAGAAGUCUGACCUGUCGAGACUGGCAUGGCCGCUGAUGGAGAUGGCCACGGUGCUUGAGGGAAAAGAGGGGCCCGGAGAAGUCCAGUGGUACGAGAUUGAAGACGCUGGAUACCAGAAGAUGACGACACACAGUGUGAAAGCGGCAGUAACUCUGAUAGAAAUCUUAAAAGAUGGGCAGGGUGAACCUGAGAGACAUUCACCCGUGCCGCUGCAGCCCCAUCCCGUCCAAUCGCAGAGGAUCGUAUUGUUCUGCCAGAGGCACAGAAGACCGACCACCACGUCCCUCAAGUCAUCAGCGGAGACGAAUGAAACUGUAGCUUUGGUCGAGUCAGAAGGCUGGAUGGAGAACACCCCACCUGAACCCACGGUUCUACCGGAGAACAGCCACAGCGUUCUUGACCACUACACAGAGACCACGCCUCUUAUUGACAGCCACAGCGUUCUUGACCACUACACAGAGACCAUGCCUCUUAUUGACAGCCACAGCGUUCUUGACCACUACACAGAGACCAUGCCUCUUAUUGACAGCCACAGCGUUCUUGACCACUACACAGAGACCACGCCUCUUAACAGCCACAGCGUUCUUGACCACUACACAGAGACCACGCCUCUUAUUGACAGCUACAGCGUUCUUGACUACUACACAGAGACCACGCCUCUUAUUGACAGCCACAGCGUUCUUGACCGCUACACAGAGACCACGCCUCUUAUUGACAGCCACAGCGUUCUUGACUACUACACAGAGACCACGCCUCUUAUUGACAGCCACAGCGUUCUUGACCACUACACAGAGACCACGCCUCUUAUUGACAGCCACAGCGUUUUUGACCGCUACACAGGAACAACGCCUCUUAUCGGUCUUUUCCGCGUGGUUGAAUGUCGAAGUGAAGAUGGCCACACGUACUGUUUCCUAUGUCACUGCUGCCGCACCCGAUCCAACAGACAGGACAUCAUUGAUCACCUGACCAAAUCGUCCCAUCUUCUGAACUACUUGAUGGAAAUUCAUCCUGAGGACGUGGAGGUAAUGAUGGCAGAUAUGAAUGACGACUAUCCACUUCUCCACUCUCUGGCCAAGAAGGUGGAGGAAGAGGAGGGCAGAGGAGAGCUGCAGGUGUUAAACCCACCAGAAUCCCUGUGUGGCCUACUGACUUACAAAAGUUACCACUGGUGUCUAAAGAUGCUGUGUAAUGGAUGGGGACAUACUGACAUCCAAAAGCAGAAAAAAGCUGUCAAAGGGCCAAGUGUGAACAAGACUUCAAAUGAAGUCAAGCCAAAAAAUGGUGGCAUGUUGCUGUCACAAUGGCCAGAACCGUUAACCGCAAAGAAGAAGAAAAAGAAGAAAAAGAAGAAAGGGCGUGAGCCUGUGUUCAAUAUAAGAGUGCUGGAGAGGCCCUCUUUCAGAAGUGGUUAUUUUAAUGACAAUGUGUACUUCAACCAGUCAGAAAACUUAACUGUGCCAAAAUACGGAAAUGUUUAUGGGGAAAAUAUUCAGAGUGGACAACAUGGUUAUGAAGAAAGAUCGAGACAGAGGUUCUACAACGAGGGUCAAAACGAACGCCCACAGACCGAGUGGCCGUCGCCUGCCGUCUGCUACACUCGGGACGUGUCGGCCCAUAACGAUCACUAUGAAUGGGAGACGAGCUGCACGCAGCAGUGGUACGAUUCGACUUUACAGAGUAACGAUGACGUCGUGUCAAGAGAAGAACACCAGAUGAACUUGGAUGUUGCGCAGCAUUAUUACUACCAGCAGCUCCAACAUCAUCAGUCCAUGGCACCACGUCAUGCAAGUCUUCUGAUGGGCAGUGCGGGGCAGCAUGGAGAGUCUUGGGGAGCGUCCGCUCAGUCGGAUGCUGCGUGGAUCAACGACCACCCUUACUCUGGACAUCCCUUCGCUCACAGUGGCAGCAUUGCACCGCAGCCUCCGGUACCGUUUCUUCACAUUGAACAGAGACCAUUGCCAACGUUCAUGGGAGUUCACCACUGGUCAUGAUUUGAUGAUUUCUUGAAGCUCUGAUUGAGCAAAUGCAUUUCUCUUUGCAUAUUCCAAGUUUAAUUCUGCUUAUGUUGCCACAACCCAUUGAGACCUCUACUGAAGGGACUGUUGUCCCCAUGUAUCGAGCUUGGUUUCUUAUUGUACGAUGGCGUAUUCUUAUGUUCCUCUAAAAUAUAAAGUCUCGGUCAGAAAUGGGAACCUCUUAAUGGACGGAUAUUUUUUCCUGGAGUGAUACAACCGUUAUAUCCUCAGUUCGCCACUUUGGUGCCUUUUUGCUGUCAACAUUAUUUAUGACUGUUUUUGUUUUUUGUAAAACAUGUUGAUUUAGCAGUUUACAUUUUUUUAUCCAAAUCUUAACGGAUGAGAACGUGUUCAUUUAAACUGAAGCCUAGAUUGUGAACGUUUUUUGGAUGUGCUCAACCAUUUAGGUUUUCAAACAAGUGUAAAAUGAAGGAUACGGAUGAUGAUAGCCUAUGUUUUUGUUAUUUAAGAAUGAAAAUAUUAAUAUUGUAUAGGUUUCAGGUCACACUGAUGUUCUGGUUUAUAGUUGUUACUAAACUAACUGUUAAACUAGAAAUAAUACUUUGUACUACUAUCUAAAUGUUCUAUUUCUUUUGGCCUAUGAUGUCAAUGUGACCAUUAUGUACAAGCUGUGUUUGAAUAUCUUCAAAGAAGAAUUUAAUUAUAUUAAUAAAAUGUUUAAUGGCCUGCU